Molecule: messenger RNA, 423 nt
Organism: Racocetra persica
Lineage: Eukaryota; Fungi; Glomeromycota; Glomeromycetes; Diversisporales; Gigasporaceae
Source: the annotation of a GenBank genome assembly
AUGAAUGAAGAAAUAAUAUUAUACGAUGAAGGACCUGUUGCAAGUCUUAUUUCAGUGCAAGAGGAAGACAACCGAUCUAUAUUGGACCUAUUUGAUUAUUACUAUGAAAAAAGAAGCUGCUUCAAUAUUAAAUAUAAUAUAGGGGAAGUAGAAGACAACCAAAGAAAGCAGUUGUUGGAGUUACUUAGAGAAAAUCCUAAUCUUUGUGCUCAAGAUAUCUCUGAGUUGGGCCAGACUGAUAUAAUUCAGCAUUGUAUUCCAACCCAAGACUCUACAAUACCUUCUAGUUAUACUAGUGCCCAGAUUAGAAUUUUGAAGCUUAAAACACAUCAUUAUCUCGCCCGAGAAGGACUGUUAUACAAGAAGAACCCCCGGAACCCUUUCAGACCGUUACAAAUAUUGAAGCUACAAGAAGUUGAACCC